CUGCUCUCACAAACCCAAAAAUACAGCAGGGAGUGCUUAGACUGCCGCAUUCGCUUCCAGAGACUUUAUACCAGUCAUGCCUUCCAUAAAAAUCAACAUCAAGGUUGUGGCGGCCGAGUCGUUGUACAAACGCGACGUGUUCCGCCUGCCAGACCCCUUUGCAGUGUUGACUGUCAACGGGGGCCAGACCCAUUCGACCACCGCGGCCAAGAAGACGCUCAACCCGUACUGGAACGAACUGUUUUCGUUCACCGCGACGGAAGAUUCGAUCCUCGUGAUCCAGGUGUUUGACCAGAAGAAGUUCAAGAAGAAGGACCAGGGCUUCUUGGGGGUCGUGAACGUCCGCUUGGGCGAUGUCAUCGACAUGAGUGCCGCCACCAACGAGGAGACCGUCACGCGCGACUUGAAGAAGUCGAACGACAACCUUGUGGUUAGCGGAAAGUUGAUCUUUGUCAUUUCCCACGGCAGAAGAGCCAACGGCACUGUUCCUGCGGCUGCCACCCCCAGACCGGUUGCCGCACCUGUGGCCGAAAACUUACAGGUUCCUUCUGAAUCCUCUGCUACUUCCCCUGGCGACAGGCAAUACUCGUCGUUUGAGGACCGCCAAGGCCGCUUGCCCCCGGGCUGGGAGCGCCGAACCGACAACUUCGGGCGGACUUAUUACGUUGACCACAACUCGCGCACCACUGCGUGGAAACGUCCUGUGAUGGACCAAUCCGAGGCCGAACGUGGCCAGGCACGUACCAGCAACACGGAGGCCGAAAGAAGACAGCAUCUUGGGAGAACGUUGCCUGGUGAGUCAUCUACCAACACCCCCGCGAGCCCCGCGUCGGAGAAUGUGACGUUACAGAGUUCGGGGACGGGUGCCACGCCGGUUGUGCCGGCCGCGGCCGCGGCCUUGGCGUCGUCGGGCUCCACCACGGCCGGACUAGGCGAAUUGCCACCGGGCUGGGAGCAGCGAUUCACUCCCGAGGGCCGUCCGUACUUUGUCGACCACAACACGCGCACCACCACGUGGGUGGAUCCUCGAAGACAGCAGUAUAUCCGCACUUACGGGCCAAACACGACAGUUCAGCAGCAGCCUGUGUCGCAGUUAGGGCCGUUGCCGUCGGGCUGGGAAAUGAGGCUCACCAACACCGCGAGAGUGUAUUUUGUCGACCACAACACCAAAACCACGACGUGGGACGACCCGAGAUUACCAUCCUCCUUGGACCAGAAUGUGCCGCAGUACAAGCGUGACUUCCGCCGCAAGGUGAUUUACUUCCGCUCGCAGCCAGCGUUGCGCAUCUUGCCGGGCCAGUGCCACAUCAAGGUCAGACGUAACCACAUCUUCGAGGACUCGUACCAGGAGAUUAUGAGACAAACCCCCGAGGACUUGAAGAAACGGUUGAUGAUCAAGUUUGACGGGGAGGAAGGGUUGGAUUACGGUGGGGUGUCGCGUGAGUAUUUCUUCUUGCUUUCGCACGACAUGUUCAACCCAUUCUACUGCUUGUUUGAGUACUCGUCGCACGACAACUACACGUUGCAGAUCAACACGAAUUCCGGGAUUAAUCCAGAGCACUUGAACUACUUCAAGUUCAUCGGAAGGGUGGUUGGGUUGGGUGUGUUCCACCGCCGGUUCCUCGACGCGUUCUUUGUCGGUGCUUUGUACAAGAUGAUGUUGCACAAGAAGGUGGUGCUCCAGGACAUGGAGGGGGUGGAUUCCGAGUUUUACCGCUCGUUGAAGUGGAUUCUUGACAACGACAUCACCGAUGUGCUCGACUUGACCUUCAGCGCCGACGACGAGCGCUUCGGCGAAGUCUUGACCGUGGACUUGAAGGCCGGUGGGCGCGACAUCGAAGUCACGGAGGAAAACAAGCGUGAGUAUGUCGAGUUGAUCACCGAGUGGAAGAUUUCCAGACGGGUGGACGAGCAAUUCAGGGCGUUCAUGGACGGCUUUAACGAGUUGAUUCCGGAGGAGCUCGUCAACGUGUUUGAUGAGCGCGAGUUGGAGUUAUUGAUCGGCGGGUUGGCCGAGAUCGAUGUCGAGGACUGGAAAAAACACACUGACUACAGAGGAUACCAGGAGACCGACCAGGUCAUCCAAUGGUUCUGGCAGUGUAUCAAGGAUUGGGACAGCGAGCAGAAGGCCCGCUUGUUGCAGUUCACCACGGGCACAUCCAGAAUUCCCGUCAAUGGGUUCAAGGAUUUACAGGGGUCUGACGGGCCGAGACGCUUCACCAUUGAAAAGGCCGGGGAGCCGGGCCAGUUGCCAAAGUCGCACACCUGUUUCAACAGAGUGGAUUUACCUCCGUACACGGACUAUGAAACCAUGAAACAGAAGUUGACCUUGGCGGUGGAGGAAACCGUUGGGUUUGGUCAGGAAUAAAAGGGUUUUGUUUUUCUGUCUGUUCGGGGGGGG
Messenger RNA from Babjeviella inositovora NRRL Y-12698, 2401 nucleotides. It is a transcript of the gene RSP5, whose product is annotated as NEDD4 family E3 ubiquitin-protein ligase. The record is from RefSeq and is a predicted model, not a curated record. Lineage: Eukaryota; Fungi; Ascomycota; Pichiomycetes; Serinales. Bases 77 to 2368 code for a protein of 763 amino acids. The transcript has 2 exons. Gene Ontology annotation, molecular function: ubiquitin protein ligase activity; protein binding. Gene Ontology annotation, biological process: ubiquitin-dependent protein catabolic process.